Molecule: messenger RNA, 1311 nt
Organism: Podarcis muralis (Common wall lizard)
Lineage: Eukaryota; Metazoa; Chordata; Lepidosauria; Squamata; Lacertidae
Source: RefSeq, a predicted model, not a curated record
CAUCCUCGCCCGCUCCCACAUUUCGCCAGACGCGCAGCGGCAGGGCGGAUCCCCGUCUAGCCCCGCCCCAUCGAGUCUAGAGGCGGAGCCCCUGUGAGGCGAGCAGCCUUUCCAUUGGGCCCAGCGGCUGCCAGUCCGCCACGCGGCGCCCCCAUUGGACGCCGCGACCUCUCCCCGCGCGCUCCGGCAGUCGUCGUGUCUGCGGCGAUGGCGGCGCCGGAGCUGAGGGGACCAACGGCUCCUCCCGUCGUCUGGCAGCCGCGUCUCGCCGCCUCCGCCUCGGCCCUGGAGCCGCUGGGCGUGGCCGAGCUGAGGCCCCUGAGGCGCGCCGAGGGGCUCCGCCUGGGCCCCGGAUGGAGCCACGCCCUGCUCCACGCCCCGCAUCCCGGCAUGCUCUUCGCCCGCAUCUCGCUGCGCUACGCCGUCCUGGUGAGGGGCGUGGCUCUUUCUUUUCCUCCUCUUGUGUUGCAGAUUCAGAUGUGGUUCAGUGGCCAGCUGGGGAACCGGGUGCUGGGCUUGGGUGAUGUGUGUCUGACGGAAGCCACCUGGCUUCACACCCACCGAGGGCCCCAGCAAAUGGUGGCUCACUUGUAUGCCAAGCAGUUGACCUUGCUGGAGCUGCAUGCUGUCGAAAUCAGCGCCGUGCACUCGCGGGACCAUCGACUGGAGGUGAUGGGAAUAGUUUGAGUGCCCCUUUACACCCAGAAAGAUCGCAUGGAUCCUUCCUUCCUGGGGAAUUCCUUCGUCAGCACAGCCAAAUUCCAGCUCCUUUAUGUCUUGAAAGUCUUGAAUGUGGUACCUGUGGAGAAGCUUGCAGAAGCUGUGGCUGCCACGCAGAAACCCCAAAGGCCUUCCUCAGAAGCAGCCUCAGCCACCCCCACAACCGCUCCAGCAUCGUCUCCUGCCGCCUUCUGGACCAACAGUCAGGCGGGUGCCAAGGUGCAGCCUCUGCAGCAGAAGGAGCUGCUCUGAGUUGUUUAGGGACUGAGUGAGGAGGACCAAAGAUGGGGAAGGCUUUUGCCACAAGCCUGCACUGUGCCACCUUCUUGCCACCAAUGGCUCAGGCCACCCAAAGCCCUCUGGAAGGCUCCGUCCUGAGGAGACGUUCCACUUGGUGCCCUGUGGACUGCUGGUGCUGGCCACUGGAUUUAUUUAUUUUAAAAGCCUGUUUGUGGAAAGGUGCUUCAGUUCCUACACUGCACUUCAGGAUAUUUAUUUUUUAAUGUGAUAGCUUUGAGCACCAGGGGAGUCAAUUUUGCUGCUGUGCUGAAAGUGGGGACCAGAAUAAAAACCUUUUUUGUUGCACCUGCA